Paramecium sonneborni is the source of this 468-nucleotide messenger RNA. The record is from the annotation of a GenBank genome assembly. NCBI's taxonomy places the organism in Eukaryota, Ciliophora, Oligohymenophorea, Peniculida, Parameciidae.
AUGAUUUUAUCUGAAAGGAAUAAACCUAACACUCUAUUGUAAAGAAAAUACAAACCCAUUUCAUUAUCCUAGGUUUUGAAAAAACCUUUAAUUGUUAAAUCUUUACCUCCAAUAUAUGUUUCUCCCUCAUAAAGAACUUAAUAGAAAAAACCUUUAAAAUUAGAAAAUUGUUUAUCUUAAAGACCUUCAUAACCUUAAAUUUUUAAUAAAUUUGAAGGUCUUGGAGCUAUUGGGCUUUCAUUUAAUCCAAUUGAAAAGGAACCUCUUUAAUAAUAAUACGCUUUAAUGAGCAGUAAAAAACUUGCUAUGCAAGUAUCAAAAAAGUAUACAACGCAUAGAAAAAUUAACAUAAAACCAUUAUAACAUUUAUCGGAGAAAUAUUAUACAGAAGCUUAGAUAGACAAAGUAAAUAAAUGGUCAUAAACAACUUUUGAUGAAGAUCAAUUAUUGGAAUAUUUAAAUACAUGA